Clonostachys rhizophaga is the source of this 294-nucleotide messenger RNA. Lineage: Eukaryota; Fungi; Ascomycota; Sordariomycetes; Hypocreales; Bionectriaceae. The record is from the annotation of a GenBank genome assembly.
AUGAGGUGGAGCUGGCUUCGCGAGCUGACCUUGCUGGAUCCAGAGGCCUCUGAGUUCCUGGGGCACGCGCGGUUGUUCAGCUUGGAUUCUGUCUCAAGUCAGCAGAGAAAUGGGUUCAGCGUGGACGAAGGUCCGUCCUAUACAAAGGCGGAAUUGAGUGGUGUUAGAAAGACCGCCUGCAUCGUCAUCAUGCUGCGUGUCCAGCAAGCAAAGCAAGGUACAUACCUACAGAAUUCGCAGUCUCAGCACAGUGCCAACUGGGCAAGCGCACUCCUCUUUCCGAUCCAAAAAUAA